CCGGGGCUCUGCGCUCCGGGAGCCGGGCGCGCGAGGGCCGCCGAGCUCGAGGCUUGGCACUUCGAGCCCGGGUCGCCUCUCCGACCCGGGCCGUCCAAUGGGGAGGUGCCAGGGACCAGGAGCCCGGCGAAGGCCUGCCGAGCGACACCGCCACUUCUCCCCUCGCGAGGCCGUCGUCGUCUGUCGCCCUGCGAUUCCCGCGCCUCCCGCGUCCCCCCAGCACGCUCCUCCUCGUGCGCGCGCCCUGUAGACAUUUUUUCGUCCCAGAUCAUUUUCAAGCGUUUUUCCAGUUUGGCUCGUCCAUCUGGUGGUGUGUGCGCGGGUCAUGGAGUAUCUGCUGGAUUUCCUGACCCACGUAAUGAAUCAUGCGAUUCUCAUGGGCGCUCUCGUGGUCAAGCUUCCCCAGAUGCACGUCGUGAUGCGGAAUCGGAGCGUCGUCGGCAUGUCCGAGGCUUCCCUCGCUUUGGAGCUCGUCGGCUUCAGUGCCACGGUCCUCUACAACAUGCUCUCGAAGCAUCCGUUUGCCACGUGGGGCGAGAAUGGCGUAGUCGCCUGCCACAACUUGGUCCUGGUGUUCCUCUUCUGGAGAUACACCGACCAGGCCAUUGCGCUCCGGCCACGGCUCCUCGCCCUGGUUGCCUGCGAGGCCGCUGGAGUUCUGCUGCUGGCAUCCAGCCCGCCAGAGUGCGUCGUGGUGGCCAUUGGGCUGACGCCGAUGGUCCUCUUCGUCGUCGCCAGGAUCCCACAGCUGGUCCUGAACUGCAGACAGGGGCACACCGGGGCGCUGGCCCCCGCGACGUACCUGCUGCAGCUCCUGGGCAACUCGGCCAGGGUGGUCACGACGGUGUACCUGCUGGAGGCGGACCUGGUGGCCCUGCUGCAGCACGGGUCCGCGGCGGCCAUGAACGUCAUGAUCUUGCUGCAGGUGGCCCGGUACCGGCGCGUGACGAGGGUCGUGCUCGCGAAGAGCAGCUGUCGCCCGUCAGCGAAGCCUCCGCGAAGAAGCCACUCGAUGCCCUCGGACGCAACCUCAACCAAUCUCGGGGGGACGUGAGACUCGGGUCUGCAGGAGCUCGGGCUUAUUGAAGUCCUUCUUGGCGGCCCAGGUAUCACCAGUCUUGAAGCGGCCCCGUUUCCGUGGGACGUUUGCAGCGGGAGCUCGCGACAGGUUUCAGGCUGGACCCCGUCAUUUUUCCGACGGCCCGCGGCGGGCGAGUCCGAGCGCCCCAACCCCAAGCCCCGGGUCUCCCCGACCAUCUCCGCGGCCCCUGACGUCGAACCGCGGAGGCCCACACACACACACACACACACACACACACGCACACGCACACGCAC
Molecule: messenger RNA, 1335 nt
Organism: Prorocentrum cordatum
Lineage: Eukaryota; Dinophyceae; Prorocentrales; Prorocentraceae
Source: the annotation of a GenBank genome assembly